Molecule: messenger RNA, 1467 nt
Organism: Penicillium nucicola
Lineage: Eukaryota; Fungi; Ascomycota; Eurotiomycetes; Eurotiales; Aspergillaceae
Product: sterol esterase
Exons: 3
Coding region: 1-1467 (488 amino acids)
Biological process (GO): lipid metabolic process
Source: RefSeq, a predicted model, not a curated record
AUGGCGCGUGUUCCAUUCAUUGGGAGACUGUUCUGGUUUGAGUACCUAGCGCUCUUUGGAUCUUUGAUUCUUGUUACAUUAGAGACCAUCAUCCAUCUCAUCACUUGGUGUCUUCCAAGUCCAAUCAUCAAUUUCUGCUAUGAUCAAUCUAAAGCGCUGUUCAAUCUCUUGAUUCCAACUGAAACCCGUCAUAAGCGCACGAAGGAAGAAAGCUUUGCUCUUUCAGUUGCAAAUGCAUCAGAUUUCACGGAGAUCUGCGCGCUCUUUGGAUACCAAGCCGAAGAUCACAUUGUGCAAACAAACGAUGGCUAUCUCCUGGGGCUGCAUCGACUAGCUUAUCGAAAGGGAGAAGAGCACACACGUGUCAACCAAGGUCCUGGUGGUGUUAAGAAGAAGGUUGUGUAUCUCCACCAUGGACUACUCAUGUCCAGCGAGGUGUGGGUGGCCUUGACAGAGGAGCAGCGAUGUCUCCCCUUCCAGCUGGUCGAACGAGGAUACGAUGUCUGGCUGGGAAACAACCGAGGAAAUAAGUACUCGAAGAAAUCAACUCGUUUCUCUCCGGGGUCAAAUGAGUUCUGGGACUUUUCCAUUGAUCAGUUCGCAUUCUCCGACAUUCCCAACAGCAUUGAAUACAUCCUCGAAGUGACCAAUCAGCCAUCGUUGUCGUACAUUGGGUUCUCACAAGGCACCGCUCAGGCGUUUGCUACCCUCGCUAUCCACCCGUUGCUCAAUGAGAAGAUUGACGUGUUCGUCGCGCUGGCACCCGCCAUGGCGCCUUCCGGUCUGCGCAAUCGCAUCGUCGAUUCACUGAUGAAGGCCUCUCCUGACUUUUUGUUCCUGCUUUUCGGUCGACGCAGUAUCCUAUCAUCGACGACCAUGUGGCAGACGAUACUCUAUCCACCGAUCUACGUCCGUAUCAUUGACACCGCUCUUUCGGCCCUCUUUAACUGGGAGUGUAAAAACAUCAAGCGCACGCAAAAGCUCGCGGCUUAUAUGCACUUGUACUCCUUUACGAGCACCAAGUCCGUCGUUCAUUGGUUCCAAAUCAUCCGGAACAAGAACUUCCAAUUUUACGACGACGAAACCUAUGCGCCCUUUAGCGUCGUUGCCAGCGAACGCUUUUACAAGCCGGUCAAAUACCCAACUCGCAACAUCAAGACCCCCAUUGUCCUGCUGUACGGUGACAGUGACAGUCUGGUCGACAUCAACGUCAUGCUCCAGGGUCUCCCCCAUGCCACGAGCGCCCAAGCGAUCCCGACCUACGAGCAUCUAGACUUUUUGUGGGCCUCCGACGUUGACCGCCAAGUGUUCGGUUAUGUUUUCAAUGCGCUGGAGACACACAGUAAGGAGAUUGUAAGCGAACGAAAUAGCGCACGCUCAAACGGAAGUCUCGAUGGGCGCGUCUCGAACACAUCCUCACGCCGGAACAUUCUCCCUAACGGCGUUGCAUACGGUGCCACAGUCUAG